AUGAAGAUCAUCAUCGUCGGCGCAGGCAUCGGCGGCCUCUCGGCGGCAUUGGCUCUCGCGCUCCAAAAGCACCGCGUGACGGUUCUCGAAUCCGCACCGCAACUGGCGGAGAUCGGGGCGGGCGUGCAACUGACCCCGGACGCGAUCAAGUUCUUCUUCCGCUGGGGGUUGCGGGACGACAUCGUGGCCAAGGCCGCGUUUCCCGGCACGUUCUUCAUCCAUCAUUGGAAGGACGGGAGGGUUCUGGGCAGCGUGGACGUGCGGGGACUGGAGGGGCAAUAUGGCGCGCCGUAUGUCGUCGUGCACAGGGGCGUGCUGCAUGAGAUCCUACACCGGCAUGCCGUCCGGGCUGGGGCGGAGGUGAGGGUCGAUUCGAGGGUGGAAGAGUAUGAUUUUGAGGGUGGCGCCGUGGUGGUGAAAGGUGGAGAGAGGAUCGAGGCCGAUUUGGUCGUUGCUUGUGACGGGAUCAAUUCCUUUGCGAGAAGGCAGUUCCUGGGUGACGAGCAAGACCGCGGCGCGCGGAGGACCGGCUGGGCUGCGUACCGCACCAUGGUCGACGUCUCGAGCAUCCAGGCGAACCCUGCCACGGCCGAUCUGGUCGAGAAGCAUAACAACCAUUUAUGGAUCGGCAAGGACUGCUCGGCCAUGACCUAUAUGAUCUACCAGUCGACCAAGCUCAACAUGGUCCUCUCACACCGCGACGACGUCGACACUACGGGGUGGACGCCCUCGCAAUACCACAGCACCAUCACAUCCAUGUUCCGGGGAUGGGACGACAAACUCACCAGCCUCGUCGACAUGGUGCGCCCGGCCACUAUCCAGAACUGGCCUGUAUAUCAGGUCGAGCCGCUUCCUCGAUGGGUGUCGCGGUCGGGCAAGUUCGUGCUCAUGGGGGAUGCGGCACACGCGAUGGCCUUCUAUCUCUCGAUGGGCAUUUCCAUGGCCGUGGAAGACGCCGCUGCAUUGGCAGAGUGUCUCUCGCUGCUGGAAGAUUCGGCAACCAAGGCCCACACGAACGGUGACGGUGCAACCAGAGAGAAACCAAAGCCAUCCCUCUCCUCCGCCCUGGCGCUCUUCGAAUCAAUCCGCAAGCCUCGCGCCGAGGCCGUCCAAUCCGCCAGUCUUCGCGCGGGGGAUAUCCUGCACCUCCCUCCCGGCGAGUCACAGGAGAAGAGGGACGCCGCCAUGUUGCGACAACAAGUCAACGACGGAACGACGGAAAGCAGAGAAGAUGAUAGGCAGUACGUGUAUGGGAUCGCGGACCGAGAGACGAGGGAUUGGUGUUAUGGGUAUGAUGCCGCCUUGGAGAUGCGGAGGGCUUGGAGGGAGCUUUUUGGGUAG
This is a messenger RNA of Fonsecaea multimorphosa CBS 102226, 1341 nucleotides long. RefSeq lists its product as uncharacterized. The transcript is spliced from 2 exons. The record is from RefSeq and is a predicted model, not a curated record. Gene Ontology annotation, molecular function: FAD binding; monooxygenase activity. Gene Ontology annotation, biological process: secondary metabolite biosynthetic process. The coding region runs from base 1 to 1341 and encodes 446 amino acids. NCBI's taxonomy places the organism in Eukaryota, Fungi, Ascomycota, Eurotiomycetes, Chaetothyriales, Herpotrichiellaceae.